UUCUCCAGUAGUAUGACUACAUCUCUUUAUUGGCCGAGACAAGUGCAUGGCUGCAUGCAUAUAUAAUCCCCCGCCCCCCCUUUCCUCUCCAUGUGAGGUGGUACAGCAGUUACAAUGCUGAAGUUAUGUUUGUUUGUCAGAAGUAUGUUAAAUUUUGUUUCUGAUAGAGCUUUUUCCUCAUAUUCACCUCAAAUCCCUCCAAAUACUGUGAAGUAUCCUACAGUUAAGUUCAAAACUGAUUGUUUCCCUCUACUUGUAUUUUAUUUUUAGUGACCUUGUAAAAGUGUUUCUUAAAUCCUAAUGUGAGAAGAAACACACUGUGAAACGUUUGAUUUGUCACAGUGCAGCUGUGUAAACAGCAGCCAAAGUGAGGAAACUAGCCUUGAAAUAUUUUGCUGCUAUAUGAUGCAACUGAACUGAUAUCCCAGUCUACUGUAGUAUUGUUAAUUUUAUGCACCCUGCUACUAUGCCCCGUCAACAGAUGGGUUCACACCGUGCUCAUAAUGCGAGAAUAAAACGGAAAGGCACAUGGUUUUCCCUUCUUUUGGGGUUUGUUACCUGUGUGUGUGGAAUAUCUCUACUUUUGUGGAAUGAGGAGAAAGCAAUAUCUUUCACUCAGUCUUUUGAGGAGGCUGUUAAGGAAGCUAUCUCCAUUCACCCAGGAUCAAAAAUCAAUCCUGAUAACGAUGGUCAUCUUGUCCACAUCACUGGUCCAUUGGAAAUCAGUGAACCAUUAACGGAAGUAGAGUAUGGCAUUUCAGUUCCCGCUGUAAAACUGAAGAGACGAGUCCAGAUGUAUCAGUGGGUUGAAGAACAUGUGCAAAGUGAUGCUCCAGCUGCAGAUAACACUGCUGCUCCACAAUUUAAUUAUGUAAAUGAUUGGAGAGAUAAGCUCAUAGAUAGCACCAAGUUCCGUGUGAAAUCAGGACACCAGAAUCCUAAGGUUUUUCCUUUUAAAAGUACUGUGUAUGUUAGCGAACAAGUGAGCGUUGGACCAUUCUACUUAAGUGCAGAACUGAAAGACAAAUUCAAUGAUUUUGUAUUAAUAACAAGUGAUGAAAGACCUGAACGUAGAGACAUAAGAAUGCACUUGGGUCUGUAUUAUCACACUCAAGAUGUCUGGAGCCCAGAAGUAGGUGACGUGAGGGUUCAAUUUUCAUAUGCAGGGAAAGCUGGUGAUGUGGUGAGCAUUAUUGGAAAGCAGAAUGGUAACAAGAUUGAGCCAUAUAAAGCUCCAAAUGGCAAUGAAAUUUUGAUUCUCCACCAUGGUAUACUCACUGUGGAGGAAACACUUCAGAGGGAACAUUCUCCAAACAUAUGGCUUAUAUGGUUGUGCCGUAUUGCUGGAUGGCUUCUACUUUUCCAGGGUUCAUCAUAUCUGAAUGGAUUACUGCGAUUUGUCUUUUGGAAGCCGACAAAUGGUGCACUUUCUCUGUCAGCUACUUUGUUGGUGGUAGCUGUGGCUUGGUUCCAAUAUCGCCCACUAUUUUCAGCAACAAUGGCUAUUGGCGCAACAUUACCAUUAUUGUGGUCUGGGUUGCGCACAUCACCGUAAGAUAUGUCUCUGAGAACUCUGUUUAAAAGAAGGAACUUCACAAGCAACUAUCAUUCAAGAUUAGUAAAAACACUCAAUAUACUACUGUAGCAAACAUAAUCGUAUAAUAAACAAAAUAUGCAUUAUAUAAUGAUGUAACUAAUCUAUACUGCUCUUUAUAAUUUUAUAAAGAAUAAAGUAGUUUCUCUCUCAGUAGU
Molecule: messenger RNA, 1752 nt
Organism: Schistocerca gregaria
Lineage: Eukaryota; Metazoa; Arthropoda; Insecta; Orthoptera; Acrididae
Gene: Tmem43
Product: transmembrane protein 43 homolog
Exons: 8
Coding region: 452-1555 (367 amino acids)
Biological process (GO): nuclear membrane organization
Cellular component (GO): nuclear inner membrane
Source: RefSeq, a predicted model, not a curated record